CUAUCUAGUCACCCUACACUGUGGGUAUGUCUAGAGUGCAGUAUAAACACAAGGUUUGAACUGAAGCCUAACCUCCUGCCCCCACCCCCCUUGCAUCUACACACAAAUCACUCUAAUCCAGGGCUAAGCAGCCACAUUUUGGGAGUACACUAAGUAGUCUGGGUAUGGAUGGCUGGACACAAGCUUGCAUAAUACAGUAUAGACACUGGAACCCCAUGCUGGGACACAGGAUUCAACAAUUCCUAAACUGGGGCUAUAAAUGAGUGUCAACGCUCAAGCCCUAGGUUAACAAACAGACAUAUAAUUUAAAGUCUAACAAAACACUCUUAAAACAGACGUUUGCCGAAAAUUAUAGAUGAUAAUCUCAAAUUUCUCAGGACUUUUAAGCACUUUUGAUUGUCUUUGAGACAAUGUUUGGGGCUGUUAAAACCUGGGGAAAUGUUCUUUCUGGUGCAUUCCCUAUGUGAGCUUUUGGGUGUUUUCACAUACAUGGACACACACAAUCACCUUCACAUCCUAAAACUAAAGAAAGUAAGAAGGCUGAUAUAUCUCACAGGUAAUGAAAAAUAGAAAAUGAAAAAUAAGAUACUUAAAAUUUUAGGAGUUCACAAAUUCUUCAGUUCUCAGUCUUCUGGACUCCCAUGGAAUAGGUCUGGAACUGUAGUCAGGGAGUUAGAUCAUGAUGUUCUGCUGGCACCGUGCUUCUUGUUAGCAGGCCUUAUUUGGGGGCCUGGAAAGACUGGUCAAAUGUUGGCAUAGACUGUUAAUUGAUGUUAUGACUUCCUCUCACUAAGGUGAUCAGUCUUGAUGAUUCUGGAACAUCGGUCUUCCAUGAAAUAGCUUGUUGACCUGAAAGGUGUAACAAUAACCCAUCAGAAUGGAUAACCAUCCUAGUCACUCCAAGGAUACCAAUGGAAAAUAUAGGUCAGAAGACCAGUCUGUAGUCAGCAGAAUGCAGAAGAAAUACUGGAAGACAAAGCAAGUCCUAAUCAAAGUUACAGGAAAGAAAGAAGACGAGCAUGUGGUUGCAUCUGAUGCAGAGCUGGAUGCCAAACUGGAGGUUUUUCACUGCAUUCAGGCAAGCUGUAUAGAUCUUCUAAAGACUAUUGAGAAAUACCAGCAGAGACUCAAUGUUACGUCUGACGAGGAAAAUGAGCUAGGGCUCCUUUUAAAGGUUCAAGGAGAGCAAGAUGCUACUAAAGCUGGCAAAAUGAUGGAAGCCACUGGAAAGACCCUCUGUUCUUCUGCUCAACAAAGGGUAGCCCUUUGUACCCCCUUGUCUCGCCUUGGGCAGGAAUUGGCAACAUUCAGUCACAGGGCUGUGUCUGAUACCUUGUUAACAAUUGAUCGUAUGGAGCAGGCCCGCAUAGAAUACAGAGGGGCCUUGCUGUGGAUGAAGGAUGUGUCCCAAGAACUGGAUCCUGACACCUGCAAGCAAAUGGAGAAGUUCAGAAAAGUGCAGACGCAAGUGAAAAAUACCAAAGCCCAAUUUGACAAGUUGAAAAUGGAUGUCUGUCAGAAGGUGGAUCUACUGGGAGCUAGUCGCUGCAAUAUGUUGUCUCAUUACCUUGCUAUCUAUCAGAUAACCCUUUUGCACUUCUGCAAGAAGACAGCAGGACUGAUGUCCAAAAUCCAUGAGGAGUUCAUAGGUGUCCACCCAUAUCACUGUGUUACACUUGAGCAACCACAGGAGCCUUCCCUAAACAAUCCCACUGAAGAACAUAAAGAGAAGAUAGAGAAAGACACCAUCAGUGCAAACCUUGAUAAGUUAAAUUUGUUGGAUGAGGAAACUUCUAUCCAUUUGGAAAGUGAAGCAGUUUCAAGCAAUCUGCUGGUAGAUUCUUUGGAAGGAGAAGAUUUUGACAAAGAGCUGUCAUUCCCGGAUAACAUACUGAGUCCCUAUUCUGCAAGUGCUGGAGAGAUCGUCCAGGAAUGUCAAAAUGUGUUUGGGAGUCCUCAUACCAGUCUCCUUUCACAGAAUCCUGCUACAGAUUCAGAACCUCUGCCUAGUUCAUCUGGAUUCCUACCUUCACAGCUCUUUGACCUUGGCCUUCAUGCUGCUGGAAGCUUCAGUAGCUGGACAUCUCACUCAGAAUCUGUGCAGUCUCUUACCCACUCACUGCCUGGUAAUCAGCCAUUCCCUUCACACAGCACUCCAAAGAUACCACCAACAUCUAUGGCGAGCAGUAACCAAGAUAUGUCAGCCUGGUUCAGUCUGUUUGCAGACCUGGAUCCCCUUUCAAAUCCAGAUGCCAUUGGGCGCUCAGAUGAUGAACUCCUCAACGCUUGACUACAGUUACCCAAUGGGCAAGCUCGUAUUAUGUCUCAUGACAGCGGCCUUAAAAUACAGAACCUUACUUCCUCAUGCUUUUCAAGAGAGGAUUUCAGAUUCUAAUCCAGACAUCGAAACAACAUCGAAACUGUAAUCAUAAUGUCAGACAGUAUAGUCCCAAACUACAGAGAAAGUAUUAAGGGUGCUGUGGAGAGCAUUAGAGGAAAGUCACUUUAUCUUUGAUGCCUUGGUUUUAUGGCUAUUUUCAAUGUUGUAUGAAAAUAUGGCAAGCUGUUCAGGAUCAACACUGAAAAGGCUCAGUUUCAUCAAGACAAAAUUACAAGACAAGCAAAGCUAGAUCAGACUAGUUACUUUCCUGCAUGCCCCUUCCCCCCCAAAAAAGAGUUACCUUACGUCAAUGUGAAGAUGUUAAUUUCCUGAAAAUACUUCAGAACAGAUAGUACCUUGGCUCUUUCACAGGACCUUCAUUAACCCUCAGGAAGAUUGUACAUCUCAGGCCAGACCCUCUAAUCUGGCCAAUUAGAGGCAGGACUAAUGGGGAGGGAGCAGAGGUGGUUUUACAUUGUCUUUGUGACUUCCUGGUCCUGGGGAAAGGCAUGGGCACGUUUGGCUCCCAGCACAACUUUGAACAGCCUCAGGGCUACUCUAAAUUGCACUAAGCUGCCUGUGGUUCCAAGGGCCAGAGCACAGGAGUACUCCAGUCACAUCCACUUUUUACAAGCUAUUCCCUCUCUGGUAGGCCAGGAAAGACAGAGCCAGUAGACUAGAUGUGAGAGAGCUGAGAGGAUCCCUGGGUACCUGGUUAAACUGGCUUUAUAGCCACUUUGCACUGACAGAGCAGCACAAAAGGCCGAUACCACGGGCAGGACACAGCCUAUUCAUUCAAUUAGCCUUAGACAAGAAAGCACAGGCCAAAUUCUGCCUUUGUUUGUAACUGCAGGUACUUUAGAGGGGCUGCAGAGGUGGUAAUCACAGCUGAAGCUGGCUUACAGUAUAUGCCAUUAGAGUAGCAGUUAUUCUAACAAGGAGCCAUUUUAUUCAUCAGUUACAGAAGCUGUAAAACUAUAAACCAGGUAGAGAUGCAGAAGAAUUACCCAGCUACUCCUCUGUAGAGACAGAAUUUUUCAUUGUAUUGUUAAAUAGAAUAAGUAUUUUGUUAAAAAGGGAACAAGUAGAGCUCACCUCUACAUUUUGAUCCUUUUAAGAGUGGGAGAGAUUUAACACCUCAUUACAUGAUCACCUGCAGCAUGUUGGAGAACGCACUCCCCCACAUGUACAGUAACUUCUUCUAAUUUUUUUAUUUUGAAUUAUAAAUUAAAUCUGGUUGGGCAAGUUUGUAUCUUUUUACCUUCAUGCUGUUUGCAUGCUCUUCAGGUUGCUGGGAGCGCUUUACUGUGAUUCAACAAGUUUCUUAAAGAGGAGUGUUAACGGAUUGGCAGAAUUAGGGUAUGAUGUAAAUCUUGUUGUAAUUAGGUGAGUGGAUGAUGUGUGAUUCAGGUGCAUGAGCGUACCUGCCCCCAUCCCAGUUUGGCGGUGGUAGGGUCAUAACUAAAGCCAGGUACCUGGUGUGGGGUCAGAUUAGCCCCAGACAGAUGGGGCUGUUCAUUAAGACAUAACCCUCAAGUUCCCCAAGACUCUUUGCAAGCCACAAUGGAGGCCCUAAUUUUCUUCUUAGUGCAAGACAAGGGAUUCUUGGUACUUGUGACUGACACCCCCCAAAUUCUAGCAAAUCAUGCUACUCUCAGCUCUGGAUCACAAAGACACAGCAACAAGGUUGCUGCGGGGGAUAGAAGAAACCUCUCUACAAGCCCAUUUAACACAUUGUUCAAAUAGACACUCACUGCUGCACCAUGGAAAUCUAUACUGUAUUGCUAAACAGAAAUGUCAUUUGGACAUAAAAUAUGAAGAAAAGCAAAACCAAAAAUUGGUCACGUUCUUUGAAAAUGAAUGUAGGAAUUAAUGAGAUUCCAUGUUAGUGCUUGUCAGGAUAAGCAGAAACUUUAGACUGGAGCUCCAUUUUGCUUGCAGCAGUUCGUUUUCAGGCUAAUAUUGAAAUACUUCAUAUAAGUAACUACACCAAGAGGGAUGCAAAAAGUGUUAUCUAUUACAGAUGUGCUUCUGUAUCAAAACAAGUCCAAGAGUCUUUGAUCUGUAGCAAGGUGCUGGGUGCGGGCUGAGGACCUUUUCUGAUGCACAUGCUUUUGCUGCACACCAAGGCCUUGUCUACACUAAAGGGAAAGGUCGAUCUAAGCUACACAAUUUGAGUUACGUGAAUAGCGUAACUCAAAUCGACGUAGCUUAAAUCUACUUACUGCGGGGUCCACACUAUGCCACGUCGACAGGAGAUGCUCUCCUGUCGACUCCCCUUACUCUUCUCGAUCAGGUGGAGUACAGGAGUCAACGAGAGAGAAAUUGGCGGUCGAUUUAGUGGGUCUUCACGAGACUCGCUAAAUCAACUACUGAUGCAUUAAUCGCCACAGCGCUUAUCCUCCAGUAAGCAUAGACAAGCCCUUAGAGGCAAGAAUUUACAUACCUCUGUACGCAGAAGAGUUUUGUGUUAACACUGUUAGGGGCCUGCCUAGUUUCCUACCACACAUUGCAUUGGGGAAGGUCUAGAAUAGUUCUACAUAGUCAAGGUAGAUCUGGUGACCUUUCUUCUAUUCAAAAUAGUCAAGGGAUUUGGGGGCAGCAGGGAGGAGAAGGGAAGGGAAGGGGCAAGUAGCGUCCCAGUGGUAAACUUUCUUUGAAGUGCUGGUAUGUUGGUUGGGGAACAAGAGCAAGGCGAGACUGGGAAACAGUUGGAGUCUGAGCCCAGGGUUGAUAGCUGGGAGUAGAAGGUUGUGGAACUAGGGCCUGGGUACUGCUAAUGAAUUGGGAAGUGAUAAGGCUUACUCGUACGUGGCAGUUCUACUCGGGGAGAGGGGAAGGGAACUGGAGAAAAGGUGUAGUGAUGAUAUAUACAGAUGGAAUAGAAUUUCCUCAGGAGUCUUGGGCAAUGCAGCCUUCACCUGAGUAUUUCUUUCAACCGUUGAGGGAAAUGGGCAAUCAAUGGACUCCCCAAAGGCCACUCUAGCUCUUAUAACAUCUCCAGGAGUGAUGGUUUCAGAUAAUAUAUAAAACUAAUUGAAAUUCUGGAAAGAGUA
This is a messenger RNA of Caretta caretta (loggerhead turtle), 5436 nucleotides long. The record is from RefSeq and is a predicted model, not a curated record. NCBI's taxonomy places the organism in Eukaryota, Metazoa, Chordata, Testudines, Cheloniidae.